CAUAUAACAUGAGUCGACGAGACUAGUUCCUUCAAAUAUACAAAUAUAUACAUAACAUCUACAUACACACUCUCCUCUCAUACUCAAACUCAAACUCAAACUCAAACUCAUUGAUCAAGAUUCUGUUUCAACUCUCAAUUCUCAAAACCAAAAACUGCACAACACAAGAACAUGAAGAAGGGUGGCAAGGCUUGCGCGCUUUGCAAUCAACAAGCUUCACUCUACUGCCCCUCCGACUCCGCCUUCCUCUGCCGCAACUGCGACGCCACCGUCCACGGUGCCAACUUCCUCGUCGCACGCCACCCCCGCCACCUCCUCUGCUCCACCUGCAACCGUUUCGCCGGAAUUCACAUCUCCGCCGCCGCACCCUGCUACCGCCAACCAACUUGCUCCUCCUGCUCGCCGUCCGAGACCGAUCUCCUCUCUUGCUCCUCCUCCUCCGAGUCUUGCUCCACUUCCCCGAAGAAGGUUCACGUUGGGAGGGUGAGAGUGAGGGUGAGGAGCGUCUCUUCGAGUUCCGUGACCGACGAGUUCUCUCCGGCGGCGAAAAGGAGGCGGGGGAAUGACGGGUCGGUGGCGGCGGCGGAGGAGGUGAUUGGGAAAUGGAGCAGGGAGUUAGGGUUAGGGUUAGGGGCGGAUGGUAACCGUGUGGCGACGGAGGCGCUGGGGUUUUGUGUUGCAACGUGGAGGUUCGUUCCGUUCAGGGUGGUUGCUGCGACGUCGUUUUGGUUGGGCUUGGGAUUUUGUGGGGACGGGUCGCUUGCCACGUGUCGGAAUCUGGCGAGGUUGGAAGCAAUCUCCGGAGUGCCAGCUAAGCUCAUUCUGGCCGCACAUGCCAAGCUCGCACGUGCCUUCACGCUCCGCCGCGAAUUGCAAGAGGGAUGGGACGAGUCUUGAAGCCACUAAAUUCUCUACCAGCCAAUACAUUUUGUGUGAAUAUCAAAAAACAGAAUUCGAGUGAACGGUUAAAUUCGUCCGUGAAAGUGUUACGUGUUAAUAAGUUCGUUUCUAAAAGAAGUAAAUAUUUCCUUAGUCAUAACUAAUUGUGUAAAAUGUUGGUAAAAUUUUAACUAGCAAUGUUUUAUUGAAUUUCAAUGAGUUAAUUUGACCGACAUUUUACAUAAUUAUGAAGCAAGAAGUGUUUGCUAAGUUAAGGGAUGAAUUUAUCUGCACCAAACACUUUUAGAGAUCAA
Molecule: messenger RNA, 1193 nt
Organism: Lotus japonicus
Lineage: Eukaryota; Viridiplantae; Streptophyta; Magnoliopsida; Fabales; Fabaceae
Product: B-box zinc finger protein 32-like
Exons: 1
Coding region: 172-897 (241 amino acids)
Molecular function (GO): zinc ion binding
Source: RefSeq, a predicted model, not a curated record